Cyclopterus lumpus (lumpfish) is the source of this 413-nucleotide messenger RNA. RefSeq names its product parvalbumin 6 (gene pvalb6). NCBI's taxonomy places the organism in Eukaryota, Metazoa, Chordata, Actinopteri, Perciformes, Cyclopteridae. The record is from RefSeq and is a predicted model, not a curated record. The transcript is spliced from 5 exons. The coding region runs from base 87 to 413 and encodes 108 amino acids. Gene Ontology annotation, molecular function: calcium ion binding. Gene Ontology annotation, cellular component: cytoplasm; nucleus.
CCAGAAGCUCGCAGGCUCGUCGCUCUUCCUUCAACUACUGAGGAUUCAGAAGCACUCGGGACGAAGACCCUGUCACUGGAGCUGAGAUGGCAAUGAGCAGCAUUCUCAACGCUGAUGACAUCAAGAAAGCUCUCGAUGCAUUUGCAGCUGGCUCUUUUGACCAUAAUAAGUUUUUCGAGAUGGUGGGUCUGAAGGCCAAGUCUUUUGACGAAGUGAAGAAGGUCUUCCUGGUGCUGGAUGCCGACAACAGCGGCUUCAUAGAGGAGGAGGAGCUCAAAUUCGUCCUGAAGGGCUUCGCCAAAGAUGGCCGGGACCUGACAGACAAGGAAACCAAAGAAUUUCUAAGAGCAGCCGACAAGGAUGGUGACGGCAAGAUUGGAGUCGAUGAGUUUGCUGCCCUGGUGAAAGAAUAG